AUGCUCAAAUCAAAACAGAUAAGACCCGGUUACAUUCCCCGCUAUUUUGACGUGGCUGUCAAUCUGUGCGACGACAUGUUCAAGGGUAAGUACAGAGACAACCAGCAUCACGAAUCGGACUCAAACUCUGUAUUAAGAAGAGCACGGCUGUUGAACGUCGACCGUAUUCUUCUCACUGGCUCGUCCUACCAGGAAUCGCGAUGGUCGAUCGACGAGGCUCGUCGUAUCAACGCUAUUGGAGACGUCACACAGUACCCUCAGCUCUACACCACCGUGGGCGUGCAUCCUUGCACUGUUCUUGAAUUUGAGCCAGACCCUGAAAGUCACCUCGACAAAAUCCGACGUCUGAUCAAAGAAAAUCUGCAGGAUGGCACUAUCCGGGCAUUUGGAGAAAUUGGUCUAGACUACGACAGACUGCACCAUACACCAAUGGAGAAACAGAGACUGUACUUUGAGAUGCAGCUGAAACUGGCCACCGAAUUCGACCUUCCUCUUUUUCUACACAUGAGGAAUGCACUCGACGAUUUCUUGAGUAUUCUUCUUCCAUUUAUAGACGGAAGCAGAGCAGACGGGCUGGUUCUGAAGAAUAAAAACGUGCUUGUUCACUCAUUCACCGGAACAGAACAGGACCUGGAGAGGAUUUUGCAACAGCCGUCAUUUUUUGUCAGUGUCAACGGCUGCUCGCUGAAAACGGAGGAAAACUGUGCGGUGGCAGCCAAAAUUCCUUUGGACAGAUUGCUGAUCGAGACGGACGCCCCGUGGUGUGAGAUUCGGCGCACACACUCAUCAUACAACAACCUGACCAAAUGUCCAAACGAGUUUUAUCCAUUCGAAUAUGACAUUCCUCAAGAACUCUUGCCAAAAACGACCGCGAAAAAGGGCCCUAAAUUGGUUCUCAACGAGUUUCUGCCAAUUCCAUUGGUCAAGUCCGACAAACUGGCCUCCUUCCUCCAAUCAGAAGAGAGCAAGAAACUGGUAGAUCCAAUGGUCAAAUCGAGAAACGAGCCGUGUCUUGUAGGCCAGAUCGCCGAGAUCAUGUCUAAACUGAAAAAGACAGAGCCACAAACAAUUAUAGACUCCUGCUACCAAAACUCUCUUCGGUGGCUCGACUUAUCAUAGAGAACUUCAUUAUUAAAUACAUCUACCUGAGGCAUUUUAUUACCAGCAAAUCUAUGCCAUAGAAUCAUUUCUCUUCUUCCUCGAUCUCUACCAUUUUAUCCUUAUCCUCGUCAUUCUCUGCCUCGGCCUCACCGCCCAUGACACCCAGAGACUGGAGAAUGGACGAGGUGGAAGAGUCAAGGUAGAUGAUGUUGUUGUUGGUCGAUAUGUUAGAGGCGGCAAGAAGUUGCUGGAUAAGCAUUGGAGACCCGCUAAACUCGCUCUCGAGUCCACCGUCUUCGUCGCCUUCGUCUCUGCUUCUCAUACCAAGACUGCCUCCACGCGGUUGUUCGUCGUCGCGUGCGUGCUGGAAUUUCGAUUCGAUGUUCACCUUGUAGAGAUCCAUGGAAAGGUCGUCAGGAGACAUGAGCUUGUCAACGUCGUCUACGCGGUCUCCUAUCUUGGCGUACCACUCCUCCAAAGUCUGGCCGUGCAGAAGAGCAACAAUGCACACACUCAUGUUGUCGCAGCCGAUUCCCGAACCACCAGAACUGGGAGCCAGACAUGUGUCCAUCAUCGACUCACAAAUUUCCGUCAGCGAUUGCUUGAGUUUGAUGCCACGUCUUACAAAAUCGACCACCUGUUGCGAUGUCAGACAAUCCCAUAUUCCGUCACAGGCAAGAACAAUGAACUCGUCAUCUUUUGUAGCUUCAUGAACCAUAACGUCAGGAUAUGCGGUCACCACCUGUUCCUCAGCAGGCAGAUGCGGCGACUGCUUGAAUUCGAAAUCUCCAAUUCCUCUGGACAACGCCAAGUUCCCGUUGACACGCCCCAGAUCGACGUAUCCUCCGGCAGCAACAAUUCGAGCCUUCUCUCCUUCAUUAGUUGGCUUGUGGUCAAAUGACAACGGUUUGCACUGGCCGUUGACGCUCAUGAUCGUUCUCGAGUCUCCAGCAUUGCCGCAAUAAAUUUCAUCUUUGGAAAUAAUCACGCAAGUUGCAGCACAUCCUGAGGGAUCUUUGGACAGUUCCUCGUCGUUUAAAAUGGCCACAUCACAUGCCAGAAAGCCGUCUUUGAGACUCUGUGAAUACUCUCUGGAUUGAUAGCUUUUCGUGGCUUUCAAGAUGCCGGGUAGCUUUUCGCCCGUAAAGAGCGCCACCUUCUCUCCUCCGUGUCCAUCGUAAACACCAAAGAAGGCGACUUGUUCCUCGUCAGUAUUGCUGUCGUUCAUGUUCAAAAUGGUGGAAUGCGAGUCCUCCAUUGAAAUCCGCCAUCCUUGCAUACAAGAUAACCCGUACGCAACAAAGCUAUCGCCGCCCUCUUCGGACGUCUUUUCCGUCACUGGUUGUGAUAAUAUUUGACCCAUAUGUAAAGCGUCGCGUUUACUGAAGUCACUGGUGAAAUUUCAAGGCUAAAUAGUGUAUUGCUAAAAUACUUUUAUCUUGCCAUUCACUUUUG
Ogataea polymorpha is the source of this 2556-nucleotide messenger RNA. RefSeq lists its product as uncharacterized. Gene Ontology annotation, cellular component: cytosol. NCBI's taxonomy places the organism in Eukaryota, Fungi, Ascomycota, Pichiomycetes, Pichiales, Pichiaceae. Bases 1 to 1119 code for a protein of 372 amino acids. The transcript has a single exon. The record is from RefSeq and is a predicted model, not a curated record. Gene Ontology annotation, molecular function: 3'-5'-DNA exonuclease activity.